Lytechinus pictus (painted urchin) is the source of this 3752-nucleotide messenger RNA. Its product is annotated as E3 ubiquitin-protein ligase TRIM71-like. Lineage: Eukaryota; Metazoa; Echinodermata; Echinoidea; Temnopleuroida; Toxopneustidae. Gene Ontology annotation, biological process: protein monoubiquitination. The transcript has 2 exons. Gene Ontology annotation, molecular function: zinc ion binding; protein binding; ubiquitin protein ligase activity. The record is from RefSeq and is a predicted model, not a curated record. Bases 939 to 2972 code for a protein of 677 amino acids.
UGGGAAGUUAAUUCAAGCCCGGCCAUAAUUUUUGGAUUUAUGAGAAAUUAUUUUUCAGUUUUCACCAGGCACCAGGCUCUUUAAUUUUGCAACAAUAUUCGAUGCAUCUAUAUUGCCUCACAUUGAAAGCCCAAAUCCGUGUUUAUGUUUAGGCGUAUAUCAAGUCAUCAGAGUUGCCAUAACUUUUUAAUAGAGGAUAAAAAUGAUAAAGGUAGGCAAUGUGUUUCUGAUUAGAAAUGUGCCAUCGGUGCAAAGUCUCUCUCAUCUAAUCAGUGAACGAAAACUUGGUGUGAAAACAAAUAUUGAUUGAUUAUGCUCAUUUGAAUAUGCACAGUCAAGGUUGAAUUUGCUUGGACUACGACUAUACAACUAGCAGUGUACUGUUGGCAUGCACACGCCCCACCGAACUGCACUGCAUGCACGGACGCAACGGAGAAAAUAGAUUUCAAACGACUUCCCAUUGAAUUGGUCAUAAUAGUACUUCUAAUACCACUAGGACGCGAAGGUGACGCAGGCAAUUUCGUAGGAUAAAAGAAAUGGAGGAUGAUAUAUAGGUGUACCUUAUCUUGAAAGGACAUUUCUAUUGCGGAUAGCCACCGAACAAAGGGGGAUUUCAAGUGGGUGUGACUCAAGAUGUAAUAAUUGGAAGCAAGCGAAAACAGGAACAGAAUAUAAUAUUCAGCGCGUGUAUACUACCAGCUAGAGAGAGAGCACUGCGAUCAACAGUCAUUCAUGUUCCAGUUGGUGCGACAAGUGAAUAUACCGACUUUUUUAGAAGAGAUGUUACUUGGAGGAAUAUAAGUCCUUAAAUAAGAUGCCUCAUUGACUGAACUUCCUUUGACGAUUUGCAGUACACUGUGACUUGAAUAUAUUUUGGAGAAUCAUAAUAAUGUUCUGACCGACUCUAACUAUUAAACUAAAGCGCUACAUUAUCCAAAAUGGCGACUGACCAACAAGAUGGCGAUCCUAGUCCUGAGACGGACAUCCACAGUGUACAGUUCAUGGAAGAGUUUACCACCUGCCCGAUAUGUGAACGUGAAUACGAAGACCCACGGAUGCUGUCUUGUUUACAUACCUACUGCAGGAGCUGCAUUGAGAAGAAGCAAAAGCAAAAUGGUGGGAAUUUCUCUUGUGAAUUGUGUAAGGACGGGACGGUUGUAAAAACGUCAGCGGUCAACUUGGCGAUUAAUACGAUGGUUGCCAAAAUGAAGUCGAUGUUGACGGGAGACCAAGUUGAGUCGAGCACGGAAUCCGAAUCGGAUACAAGUAUUGCAGAAAAGACAUGUACUUCCUGUGAGAAAGGUAAUGUCGCGACGUGCCGAUGCCAAGACUGUCGAGAGUUUAUGUGUAAGGCUUGCAAGAGGGCGCAUAAUAAUGUCAAGAUCUUACGUGAUCACACGGUAGUGACUAUGGAGGAAUGGCAGAAGAUGAAGGAGAAAGAUCCUCAUCUUGACGAUACAAACACAGUCAACAAACUAUGCCUCGAACACAAAGAGCCCAUAUCUUUAUUCUGCGAGAAAUGUUCACAGUUGGCAUGCAGUGAUUGCGUUGUUCUGUACCACAAAGGGGAGAAGCACCGAUGUGUUGCUAUCGAGGAAGCUGCUGCUUCGAGGAAGCAAGAACUGGAGGCUUCAAUCCGCAAGACGCAACAGACUGCAGCUAAGUUCCGUGGAGCGUGGGAAAUUCUUGAGAAGACACGAAAUGAGUUGAAGGGCAGCGCAGAACAGCUUCGUACUGAGAUCAGAGAGGCAAUCAAGAAUGAGAAAGACGACUUGGAGGUUCGUGAGGAACGGUACAUAGGAAAUGUAGAUUCUGUUGUCAAAAAGAACGAUGAUAAAAUCGAAGAACACAUCGAUAAAAUUGAAAUGGGCUUAGAAAAGUUGGCAACAGCUUUUGAGCUCGGAGAGAGUGUUCUUGACUUUGGAGACGAGUAUCAUUUAUUGUCAUUAGAUCAUGCAGUGCGAACAAGGCUUGCGAACUUACAGAAGCUUCAACCAAGGCUUCCUUCAGAGGACCUGAGCAUCAUUGAUAUAGCCGAAAUCACAGGAGAAGAUGCAGCAGAUGAAAGUGAUGAAAUGGACGGACUAAAGAGUGAAUCGACUGAAUCAGAGCAGGAAAUCAGUGAGGACACGACACCAGUGUGGGAGCUUGCAUCUACAAUUGGGGCUCCAGGUUCCAAAGAGGGGCAGUUUGAUUGGUGUAGAGGCGUCUCGGUAUCUUUAGAUGGGCACACUAUUGUCGCCGACUGGGGAAAUGAUCGCGUGCAGGUGCUAGACAAAGAUGGGAAAUUCGUAUGCCUGUUAAACUCGGACAAGAAACCUGAUGGGAAGCUUUCGAUGCCUCAAGAUGUGGCAUGUCUUCCUGAUGGUCGAUUCGUUGCUGUUGAUAAAUCAAAGUUUGUCCGCAUAUAUGACCCUCAGGGACGCUUCUAUCUUCGUUUCGAGACAUCAAGCAAAGACGAAGAAGUAAAAAUGUUGGACGUCGAACUAGCAUGCGUCACCGUAGACCGUCGGAACCGAAUCCUUGUUGGUGACUGUAAGCGUAACGUCAUCACGUUCCAUUACGCCGACGGCACCCUUUUGAAGACACUCCCUGUUGUUGGUCCCAGUCACAUUGCAACCGAUCAUCGAGAUCGCAUCGUUGUCAGCUGUCCCAGGAAGCAAAAAAUCAGAAUCAUGACAAAGGAAGGUAAACUCCUUUUGGCUAUCGAUUCAUACGGUGAAACUGGAAAGUUGAAGCCAAGCGGGGUUUGCUGUGAUGCCGAGAACAACAUAUUUGUUGUCCACAAAGAACGUGGAAGUGAGAAAGGUGUUCACAUGUACACCGAUCGGGGGCAGUAUGUAGCGUGUGUGGCUACAGCUUUCAGGGAGCCAUUCGACGUGUGCCUAUCACCUGAAGGACAUGUUGUUGUUUCUGAUGAGGAUACCAUCAAAGUGUUCCGCAAGAAACCCAAAGGUUCAUCUUCGGAUUGACCGGCCGAUCAGAUUCUGUAAAGACUAUAGUUUAUCGAAUUUUUUUAUCAAGAAAACAUGUCGAGGUGAUUUAUGAUUGAAUUGGUGAGCAGUGGUUGAUCAAAUUUUCAACCUUUUGUACACUUUCUUCACCAAAACUUUCUGCAUUUUUUGAAAUAUUGGUGUCUAAUGAUCAAUGUGUUAAAGACGAAUUAUUUUAUUUUUAUUUUUAAGAGCGUCCACCCACCAAAAAUCAACAAAAUUUGCCUUGAGAUUUUUUUUUUAAUUCGCUUAUAUAGGCCAAUACAAGAGAAUGCUGCGAACUUUGGGAGAAUUUGUCACAAUCAAUAAUCACUUACCGAACUGGCAACUCCAAUUUUGUAUAGAUAAUAAUUUUGAAAAUAUUCCAUCCUUUUCCCGAUCUAUUUCAAACUUUUACAAUUUUUCCCCCAGUUCUUACGUUCCCCUCAAAUCAUUAUUGAAGACUUGAAGUAUCACAAUGGUGUGAUAAUGCACAUUUAAUAUUUGAUUGUAGAAGACUAUACAGACCUAAUCCAAGGCAUCGGUAACCUGAUAUCAUCAUCUGCUGACGUCGAUUCGGGAACUAAUUUUUUUCAAUUUUAUACAUUCUGACCAAUAUUUUUGAUUAUUUCUUUUAAUUUGGUAAAUCGGUCAUAUUCACCACAGGGGUGCAGGGUUUUUUCACCUACGAUAAAAGCUAACUCUGCUUUGGAGGCAUUAAAUCAGACUAAAAAUCUUGGACUUGUAUUUUUUUCAGAGUCUUGCUUCAAUUUUUAAAUU